AUGAACUCUGCACAAUUAGAAUCUGAAAGCGACACAUUGGAACAACCUAAAGCGCAAACCGAAGCCGUUAAGACACUAAGCACCGGAACCACACUGCCAUGGUAUGCUGAUUUUGUCAAUUACCUAGCGGCGAGAGUGCUUCCGCCUGACAUGAACUAUCAACAAAAGAAGAAGUUCUUCCAUGACCUUAAACAGUAUUAUUGGGAUGAACCCUUGCUAUUCAAGAGAGGCGCUGAUGGGAUAUUCCACCGAUGUGUUCCGGAAGAAGAGAUAGAGAGUAUAAUACAUGAUUGCCAUGAUGCCCCCUAUGGUGGGCAUGCAAGCACAUCAAAGACGUGCGCUAAGAUUCUACAAGCCGGUCUCUUUUGGCCCAAUAUGUGGAAGGAUGUCCACAUCGUUGUUAGAAAUUGCGACCGCUGUUAG
This is a messenger RNA of Vicia villosa (hairy vetch), 423 nucleotides long. RefSeq lists its product as uncharacterized. The coding region runs from base 1 to 423 and encodes 140 amino acids. The transcript is spliced from 2 exons. Lineage: Eukaryota; Viridiplantae; Streptophyta; Magnoliopsida; Fabales; Fabaceae. The record is from RefSeq and is a predicted model, not a curated record.